AUGGUUUUUAUUUCAGCUGGCCUGGUAUGCCGAAGAUGGGUGUCCACAACAUCUUCUUCCCAACAACAUUCGACACAUUAUGAUCCAGAUAAGAGGAAUGACAAUCCCAGUUUAGCUCAUAUAGAUGAAAAGUUUGAAAGCAUACCAAAGGAGAACAGGAACAAGUCGACGUUUAUGGCCGCUAUUGGUAUGUUAACUUAUUUAUUUUGAUGUUCUGUGUUUAGAAAUGUUUAACAAAAGGUCGGGAGGAGAUCGAGGACAUGUUGAAUUUGUGACAUCGGCUUUAAAACACAUGAAAGAUUAUAAUUUACACAAGGAUCUGGAGGUUUAUAAGGCGUUGCUGAGGGUUUUUCCUCCUGGAAAGUUUGCCUCUACUAAUAUUUGGCAUGUGAGUUUUUAAAAGUUGCUUUAGUGUGUAUAGGACGUUCUGGAAGCUUUUUAUUUUGAUUUAAAUCUAAAAUGGCUUCUACAAAUAUUGUUUUAGAGCCUGUAUAACGUCAAUUAUAAUAAUAUACCAAAAAUAUAAAAAAUACGAUUUUGAACCUAAAUUUUGAACCUUUUUUUAUUUUAGAGAACAUUCAUGCACUAUCCGAACCACCAAGAAUGUGCUGUGAACGUUUUGGACGAAAUGGAGUGGUAUCACGUAUAUCCAGAUAAAGAAGUAGAUGACAUCGUAAGUGCCUCAUUUGGUCCAUGGACGACGGUGGGGAAGAAAGUGAAGAGACAGUUGUAUUGGUUACCUAAACUACGAUAUACGAACAAGUACUUGGAUGUGAGAAAAGUGGAAAACAAAGAUCUUAGCUUUUUGGAGUUGGCCAAGCUGGCUUUGGACAUGAUUUCUAGAGAUCCUGGCAAGGAGAUUACUAUCAGCAAGGUACGAAACGAUUGCUGAGAGUAUAAGCUUUGAUAUUUUGUAUAACUUGGGUUUUAGUAUUGGGCGGGGUAAAUGUUACGGAAAUUUUUUUCUUUAAAAAUCUUAAAUUUAGGAUUUUUUGCUUCAUAUUUAGAGAAAAUAUGACUUUUAAGUAGUCUUUUAAGGCUAAGAAUUGAUAUUUAUAUAAAUAUUAAUUAUGACAGUUUUAGAUGCAAGAUGAUACACUAAUAGCAUCAGCUCAAUCACCCCUACAAAAGGAAUUAAUCGAAGAUCUACCCAGAGAAUCCACCUGUUUCUACGUCGACGGCCCUUUUCAUCAUCAUGUCCGAGACAACUUUUGUCAAUACAUAGUCUUAUCAACCGAUCCAAUAGGUUCAGCUGAGCGAUUAGUCGAUAAAUUCGCGGAACAUUAUGAUCUAGAGAACAUUGACGAGACCAGGCUCUACAAAGGUGUACUAGACGAGUUCUAUGACGAACCUGAUGAACCAACGAUUCAUGAACAGACUGACCAGACAAUAUUGGCAUUGGGGAUGAUAGAGUAUAUUGAUCAGAAUACAGCAUCAGCUUGGGUGAAUCAUUUACAGGAGACGAAUCCAGCGCUACGAGAGGCUACGGUGAUUUUGAGGAUACGAGACUUUUCAAAAGGAAGAAAGGAUGGUGAGAGGGUUCAUACUGACGAAUCACAUUAUGGAAUGAAAGGUCAAGGGAAUGCAGGUGAUAAUGUUAAAGAUUCUGGGAAUGAAGGAGGGAUGAAAGAGGAGUUUGAUGAAGAAGUUGGUAUGAGAAGGCCAGGUAACAACAAAGAGAAAGAAACAAGUAGUGACGAUAUGAAACAAGAAUGUAGAAGUCCGGAUGAACAAGAGAAAGAAGACAAAAGUCAUCAAAAUGUAGAUAAAUCAAGUAGAGACAAAGUGAAUGAAGAAGGAUCAGGUAAAACUCAAUAA
Molecule: messenger RNA, 1818 nt
Organism: Bursaphelenchus okinawaensis
Lineage: Eukaryota; Metazoa; Nematoda; Chromadorea; Rhabditida; Aphelenchoididae
Source: the annotation of a GenBank genome assembly